AUGUCUAGCAACACAACAAUCAAAACUAUUGAACCCUUCAACCUCUCUGCCCAACCAGGCACAGACAUCUGGCGCAAACCCCCCUCCACCAACGUCUUCAACGCUGCAUUCUAUCCCAACACCCAACCCACCUAUCCCCUCAAGCAGUUCCAGCGCGCAAAGAUCACCUUUGCCCUCCCACCCUCGGAUGAACUCCGCCGAUAUGACCAAGCCGGCCUCGUCCUCCACCUAACCAAAGAGGGCGUCGCCAACAACGCCACAAAAUGGAUCAAAACGGGUAUCGAAUUCUACACUGGCAAGCCAUUCGUCGCGACUGUCGGCUGCGACAUCUGGGCCGACUGGUCCCUAGUCCCCAUGCCGGAGUUUGUAAAUGGCACGGAGCCUACUGCUACGAUUGAAGCACGCAUGGAGCAGGAUGAGCUCGGCAAGAGUCUGUGGAUUUACUGGAUUGUGAGGAACGAGCAGGGUGAGGAGGUUGAGAGGCGCCCGUUGAGAGAGGUUAACUGGUUUGCGGCGGCGGCGGAGGAUGGUUGGGAUGUUAGUAUUGCGGGCUAUGUGGCUAGGCCUACUACAGCCGGUGGCGAUGGAUUGCUUGAGGCGGAGUUCAAGGAGGGUCUUGAGAUUGAAGUUUCCAAGUGA
This is a messenger RNA of Bipolaris zeicola 26-R-13, 639 nucleotides long. RefSeq lists its product as uncharacterized. Bases 1 to 639 code for a protein of 212 amino acids. The record is from RefSeq and is a predicted model, not a curated record. Lineage: Eukaryota; Fungi; Ascomycota; Dothideomycetes; Pleosporales; Pleosporaceae. The transcript has a single exon.